This is a messenger RNA of Anopheles aquasalis, 2766 nucleotides long. RefSeq names its product 6-phosphofructo-2-kinase/fructose-2,6-biphosphatase. NCBI's taxonomy places the organism in Eukaryota, Metazoa, Arthropoda, Insecta, Diptera, Culicidae. The record is from RefSeq and is a predicted model, not a curated record. Gene Ontology annotation, molecular function: ATP binding; fructose-2,6-bisphosphate 2-phosphatase activity; 6-phosphofructo-2-kinase activity. Gene Ontology annotation, biological process: fructose metabolic process; fructose 2,6-bisphosphate metabolic process. Gene Ontology annotation, cellular component: cytosol.
GUUGAUGCCACAGAAAUUGCAAUCUUGUUCGCCCUCUGCUACUACUUUCGAAUAUUUAUUGCCAAACGGUGAUUUCGUGCCCGGCUUAUUGCUGCCGUGCUAACGCACGAGAAAGUGAGCGACCAGUCGGAGAAGCAGAAAUCUGUUCGUGUCCGGUGGUUGAUGGUGGUUGCUAGUUUUGUGCUACUUUCUGUGUGCUGAUCAUUCGAACGUUGUGUUAUCUAAUAUCGCGACCGCGAUUAAUCCGUGCCGGUUGCCACCGGCCAACGUAACAGGACAGCAUUGUGCAAGGCAAGAUCGGUUCAAUUGAGUGGCGCCAUAAACUAUCGCCCGUUUCGCUGCAGUGACGACGCGUUUUCCGUCUUGCAACCAUGGCAACGAAAAGGAAUGAUAGUAGCAGCAGCGACAACAUGAUUUCCCUGGGUUGGAAAUUCUUGAACAAGGAAACGUUCGGAAAUGGCGAGCGAGCUAACUACGUCAACAGUCCGCAUGUGAUCGCGAUGGUCGGGCUGCCGGCCCGCGGUAAGACGUACAUCUCGAAGAAACUGUCCCGCUACCUGAACUGGAUCGGCAUCAACACGAAGGUGUUCAAUCUUGGCGAGUACCGGCGCCAUGCCACAGACGCCUACCGAAGCCACGAGUUUUUCCGCCCGGACAACGAGGAAGCAAUGGCAAUCCGACAGCACUGUGCCGAGCUGGCGCUCGAGGACGUCUGCAAUUGGCUCGAGAAUGGAGGUGAAGUGGCGGUGUUUGAUGCGACAAACUCAACACGCGAUCGGCGCCAGAUGAUCCGCGAGAUCGUGGUGAAGAAGAUGGGCUACAAGCUGUUCUUUGUCGAAUCGAUCUGUGAUGAUCCGAGUAUCAUCGAGCAGAACAUAAUGGAGGUAAAGAUCAGCAGCCCUGACUAUCGCAACAUGAAUGUGGAUGAAGCCCUGUCCGAUUUUCGACUGCGCAUCGAACACUAUCAGGAGCGGUACGAGGUACUGAGUGAGGAGCUGGAGAAGGAUUUGUCCUAUAUGAAGAUCUACAACACUGGCGAGAAGGUGGUCGUACACAAGCACGAGGGCCACAUACAGUCCCGCAUCGUCUACUAUCUGAUGAACAUUCACAUCACACCGAGAACGAUUUAUCUGACCAGACACGGUGAAAGCGAACACAACCUACAGGGACUGAUUGGUGGAGAUUCGAACCUAAGCGAACGCGGUCGUCGCUACGCACAAGCACUGGCGAAGUACAUCGACGAGCAGCAAAUUGAAGGACUACGCGUCUGGACCUCGUGGCUCAAGCGAACCAUCCAGACGGUAGCAGACGUGAACGCACCACAAGAGCGCUGGAAGGCACUGAACGAAAUCGACGCCGGUAUCUGUGAGGAGAUGACAUACGAGGACAUUCAACAGCAGUUCCCGGAGGAGUUUAAAGCACGUGAUCAAAACAAGUUCGCUUAUCGUUAUCCACGAGGCGAGAGCUAUGAAGACUUGGUCGUUCGGUUGGAACCGGUCAUGAUGGAGCUCGAGCGACAGGGGAACGUCCUUGUCGUUUCACAUCAGGCCGUGCUGCGCUGCGUUCUGGCGUACUUCCUGGACAAAUCGGCCGAUGAACUACCGUAUUUGAAAGUGCCUCUUCACACGAUCAUCAAACUGACACCGGUCGCAUACGGCUGCAAGGUGGAACACAUCAUGCUGCCCAUCCAUGCCGUUGAUACGCACCGUGGCAAACCGGAGAACGAGCAGCAGGAGGACGAUCUGGACGACUCCUUCGACAGCACCGUCGGCGGUAGCCCACCGAACGGAAAGCAGAUCCUUAUCAAUGGCACGAACGGAGAAUGUCGCUUCUUCCCCAACAACUCCUAGAGCCAUCUCGAGCACAACAAACACCCACAAAAAACACAUUCACAGCCUCACAGCUCUCUUCCCUGGUGGAGGUUCCGGGCCAGCUGGAUGCAAAGUUCGUGGGAAAACCGGACCCCAAUCCGACGGAAAAGAAGUAGACACGGAUAGCACGAUCGAACUCUGGCGUUAAUGAGCAAAAUGGAUCGGAUCGGAGCAGGGAGUCGUCCUUAAAGAUGCAUUUGAUUCGUUGCCCGAGAUCCCCACGAAAAAAAAAAACGUUCCGUUGGAAUCAGCCACCAAACGAGCGACGGGUAGCCGGUGUUCUUUGAGGCUAAAUAGUGAUCCCAGAGGCGAUGACUUAAGUUUAGGAACCACCCGUCCCUACAUUCUUUUCCGCAAUGGCGGCGGCGUAGCAUCACUUUCUCAUCUGCAGAACAAUGCAGAACCACCCAGAACAAACAAACACAAACACCUGUAAAUAAUAUUACAGUGCUGUACUAAGGAAGCUUUAUGUUCGUCGAGUUUGUGUUGCUGUGGUUUGCUUUUAUAUGUUUUUUUACAACAGGCAUGAUUUCGUGUCACGUGUUAUAAUACUUUCUAUAUUUUUUUAAGUUAACAUAUGUUUUAAUACUCUUAGCAAUCCCGCUAUAAUAAUAGACCAGAACAAAGUAAGUGUCCCACGCAGAAGGUGUGUAGGAGGGGAAAAAGACAAGCGAGUGCAGAGUUUCUAUCGCUGCAUUCCACGUGUUACGUUAUGCGAAAAGCUCUUCAGUUGGGACAUCGCUGUAGGCUAGGGAAGAAUCAGAAAAACAUGAUCUAUUAUGCGAAAGAAAAAGAUGAUUGGCAAGGAGGGAGUGCUAUGGACUAGGCUGACACAAAAAGUGAAAAGGCUUAAUAAAAUUGACCAAUAUCAAGGCAAGACCAUAGGAAGUGGAAA